This is a messenger RNA of Penicillium argentinense, 1650 nucleotides long. RefSeq names its product putative palmitoyltransferase with autoacylation activity Pfa4 (gene pfa4). Bases 1 to 1650 code for a protein of 549 amino acids. The record is from RefSeq and is a predicted model, not a curated record. NCBI's taxonomy places the organism in Eukaryota, Fungi, Ascomycota, Eurotiomycetes, Eurotiales, Aspergillaceae. Gene Ontology annotation, molecular function: carbon-sulfur lyase activity. The transcript is spliced from 8 exons.
AUGCUUCGGUCGAUUAGUCAGCCGAUCGCAAUAAACACGACGUCCAACGUCAAGUUUUCCCCCGGCUUCUGUCGACCAGGCGAAGUUGCGGAAACCGGGAUGCGGGGCGAGGACUUUGAGAUAUCGCAACUGGCGAUCCCGUUAGUCACUGUGCUCAUCAGCUUUCUAGCUUAUACAUCGCAGUAUUUCUUCCACAACUUCGAAGCCGCCCCGCUCACAUUGGACGAGGGCUGGGCGAUCAACCUCUUCGCACUAUGCAUUUGGGUGACUUAUUUCCGGGCGUGCUUUGUGGACCCCGGCAGACUUGAUCCAAAGGGCAAACCAGUGGCGCCUGCUCGCCAGGAGGAGGAUCAGAGCACUGGUCGGAAGCGGUGGUGCCGGAGAUGCGAGGCAUACAAGCCACCCCGCGCGCAUCAUUGCAAGACAUGCAAGAGGUAUGAUGCAGCACAAGCCGACACGAAGAACCACUUCGCUCACAUUUUUUCCAUCAAGAUGCAUCCCGAAAAUGGAUCAUCACUGUCCGUGGACCUCCAACUGCGUUAUCUUGGCCCUUCAGUUGGACAACUUAUCCACUUGUUCGUCCUAAUUGUUGUGAACACCGUUACGUGGCUUGGAAUAUUCAUUUUGCUCGUCCGCACACUAUACUCCGUGCUUUUUAAUAUUACAACAAUUGAGUCCUGGGAAAUCGAAAGACACGAUACUCUCGUCCGACGGGCUCGUGUACUGGGUGGCUCCCUUGAAGGCCCAGGGGGAGUCCAAGUCCGUAUCCGGAAACAAGAGUUCCCGUACGACAUUGGCCUGUUUCCCAACAUUGCUCAGGCAAUGGGAGGGACUAUCAAUAUUUUCAGCUGGUUUUGGCCAUUCGCUGCGACUCCCGACCGUAAAACAGGCUGGGAAUUUGAGACAAAUGGAUUUGAAGACGCUGCUACGACAUGGCCGCCUCCUGACCCCGAUCGGAUUCCCAUGCCAACAGGGGGGUUGUCUGUCAAUGAACCGGACAUACCAUUAUCCUACGCUUCUGCUCGUGAUCAGGUCAAAGCCUUUGAGAUGCGCCAGGCAGCUGACAUGGACCGCCGGCGACCUUACUCUCAAGUUCAACGGCGCAAGCGCUUCCACGAAAGGCUUCAAGAUGAACCCUUGUAUGAAAGCGAUGAAGAAAGAGAGCGACAGCCUGGGCCUGUUUACGGCGAUGGACCAGACGAAGGCGAGGAGUCUUGGCGCAAUGCUGAAGGAGAGCGCCUGCGCGAUUUUGGAGUUGAUGAAGACGUUGAAUUUUACGACGAAGAUGACCUUCCUCUCGGUCUCCUCAUUGAGCGCAAAAGGCGUCAUGUUCGCAUUACUCUGCCUCAGCAGCCCGAGAACUCCAUUGUUUGCCAUUGUGAUAACUGCAAGAAAGUCGGCGGUGCAUUCUCAAUCAACUACUUCAUCCCUGAGGAUAACAUGACCAUCGAAGACCCAUCCAAGACGCUCAAGAUUUAUGAAGAUCCUAACACCGCGACUGGGAAUAGGAACUUUUGCUCCAACUGUGGAAGUGCCAUCUUCACCAAGACUCCCAAAGCACCUGGCAAAGUCUUCCUGAAAGCGACCUUAUUUCCCACAGUGGCGCCGAAGGGCGGCGAGGUUUUCGCGGAGAGCAAGCUGCAGCUUUGA